UUUGUCCCCUUCUCUCUUCCUCUCCCUCUCACAGGACCUUUUCGUCCUCUCGAUUAGGGUUUCUCUCUCUCUCUCUCUCUCCUCCCAUUCUCUCUCUACAUUCACAUGAUGAUGCAACCGGGUGCAGGCGGUGUGGCUCCGUCGGCAUUGGGCCAGCAGCCCGCCCAGCAGUAUGGUCAGCAACCCGCGCAGCCCUACAUGAUGAUGCCACCGCCGACUGCCCAGGCACCUGCCAUGUGGGCCCCGCAGUCGCAUGUGGCGCCUCCGGCUCCUCAGCUCCCCCAGCCCGCCUCCGCCGACGAGGUCCGCACGCUUUGGAUCGGCGACCUGCAGUACUGGAUGGAGGAGAACUAUCUCUACAAUAUUUUUCUUCACACCGGCGAGGUUGUUUCUGUGAAAGUCAUCCGCAAUAAGCAAACUUGUCAAUCAGAGGGUUACGGGUUCAUUGAAUUCAAUAGCCGUGCUGCUGCGGAAAGAGUGCUUCAGGCAUUCAAUGGUACUCCAAUGCCAAAUGGUGCCCAGAAUUUUAGAUUGAACUGGGCAUCUACCGGCGAGAAACGUUCUGAUGAUACCCCGGAUUAUACGAUAUUUGUUGGAGAUUUGGCUGCUGAUGUGACGGAUUAUGUGCUACAAGAGACAUUCAGGGCCCGUUAUCCAUCAUGUAAGAGUGCCAAGGUCGUCAUUGAUAGGCUCACAGGGCGCACCAAGGGGUACGGGUUCGUUAAGUUUGGAGAUGAGUCUGAACAGAUGCGUGCCAUGACUGAGAUGAAUGGAGUUCUAUGUUCUACAAGGCCUAUGCGAAUUGGACCAGCAGCAAACAAAAACGCCGGGGGCAGUCAGCAAUAUUCAAAUGGGUGUCAGGAGGCUCUGUCAUCUAAGGGCCAGAUACUGAUUUCAGCUGAAAUGGUCUCCCCUUAGUGCGUGGCCUCGCUAGAUAACAAUGGCACUUAGGAAACUGAUAAAGGACCAGUCUGUCCAACCAGUUAAGCAACUUUGACAACAAAUGUUGUACAUUCUAAAUUUCAAACCUCUGACCAAGGAGCACAGAGGAAUGUGGCACGACCAUGACGAUAAGCCUUUGAACAAUCUUAUUCCUUGUUUUACUUCUUACAAUUAAAGCACAGUCAGCUCAAACAGUUCGCAUGUAGGCCAAGCAUGGUCUCUCUUUUUUGUCUGUUUUGUUUCGGAUUUAGCAUAGGGAAGUAUUUGUGACCAAAUUUUUUUUGUCAGUAAUAUUUGUUUGUUAUGUGAGGGUAAUGUGAGUGUAAGAGUCAUCCACACUGAUGGAAACUACUGAGUAAGGUUUGAUACUGGCAUUGCUCACCAGGAUUAAUCUGCAUUUCCAUACUAUAUUUUGGUUAGACCUUGCAGAUUGUGUUUGUUUAGGGAUUAAGGCUGGCACUAUGUGUGCAUAUGGCUGCUAUACAUUUGCAUAAUGCUUGUUGGGUCCCUUAACAUGUGGCACAAUGUGGUUAGACGUUCUUAAUUCUGUUGGUAAGCCUUAAGAUUACUGCAUUACCGCAGUGGUUUGUUUUUUUGUCUGGUCUGAACGCAUAUGGGCAGUGAAUAGUUUACAUUGUUUUUAUUUAAUUCUUUUUGGGAGAAAGUAUGGCCAGAAAAUAUGUCUGAUUGUCUACACUUGCUUUUGUUUCUUUUAUUGAUAGCAUAAGGGGGUCGUGAAAUGUUAUUCUGCAUAUCUCAGCUGUUAGUUGAACUUUU
Molecule: messenger RNA, 1719 nt
Organism: Malus domestica (apple)
Lineage: Eukaryota; Viridiplantae; Streptophyta; Magnoliopsida; Rosales; Rosaceae
Product: polyadenylate-binding protein RBP45B-like
Cellular component (GO): cytosol
Molecular function (GO): mRNA binding
Source: RefSeq, a predicted model, not a curated record